This is a messenger RNA of Planococcus citri (citrus mealybug), 4223 nucleotides long. RefSeq names its product solute carrier organic anion transporter family member 74D-like. Gene Ontology annotation, molecular function: protein binding. The transcript has 13 exons. Gene Ontology annotation, cellular component: plasma membrane. The record is from RefSeq and is a predicted model, not a curated record. Gene Ontology annotation, biological process: sodium-independent organic anion transport; transmembrane transport. NCBI's taxonomy places the organism in Eukaryota, Metazoa, Arthropoda, Insecta, Hemiptera, Pseudococcidae. The coding region runs from base 629 to 2725 and encodes 698 amino acids.
AAGUAAUAAUGUUUAUUUUACAUCUGCAUUAACAUGGGUACAAACCUAUGUAAUUAUUUAAAAAAAAAAAAAAAAAAAAAAAAGAAUACGAAGCGAGUAAAUUGUUUGUACGAAACGAUGAGAUUUAAUUAAUUGACAAUAUAAAGUCUUUAUAACCGAAAAAUACCCGCGUUUGAUUCAAAACUUGGGUAUACAUUUCAUGUAUACCAAUUUAACGACGGGAAAUAACAGUUUAAAACAACACGAUGAAUUUACUAAUGCAUGAGAUAAAUUAAAGUACAAAUUAAACAGUAAAAAUUACAAGUAGGUAGGCUAAAGUAAAAUGACCAUCAGUCAAGAAGAGGAAAUGUAAUGGUAUACAUAUAAGAGAAGAAAAGGGAACGAAUCCUGUUUUCUUGGUUGCUAAUGCAUGGCAGAAGAUGAAAUUACCCCCUUGUUACCCGCCUUUUGCAAACUUUAUCUAGCCAUUGGUUCAGAAAUUACCUAAAUUGUUGAAAUGUGAUAGGUACAUAUACAGCAUAGCAUAAAUGUGGAUUCAAUUGUAAUUAUCAAACAGGUAUUCAACUUGAGCUUUUGCAAAUAUUUAUGCACUUUGAAUGAAGGAUACCAACCUGCAUUUGGAACAAUAAUGGGUGAUAUGGAAAACGAUAAUGAAUUCGGUCCUGAUACUACGAAAGAGAAAAACGAAAAAGGAUUAGAGAUGAAAACUGGAUUAGAUCUGACAGAAACAAAAUGUGGUAUCGGUUGCUUUUAUCCCGGAUGGUUGCAACUUUUAGCCAGCAAAAAAGUAUUCGUUGUAAUUUAUUCGUUAGCUGGAAUGCAGCUGGCUAUGCUGAGCUCAUAUCAUGUAGGAACCUUGAGUACUGUGGAAAAAAAUUUCAAUAUGUCGAGCCGAAUGAUCGGUAUGAUUUCAGCAGCUAGCCAUGUCAGUAACUUGUUUGCAAAUUUAGCGUUAACUUAUUUCGCUAGCAAAGGUCACCGCGCUCGAUGGAUCGCUUUAGCACUUCUUACAGUGUCAACUUCUUGCAUUGUCAAAACCUUACCAUAUCAUAUUUUCGGAGGAGGAGAAAAUAUCAAAUUAUACACGAAGGAAUACCAAGCUCUAGCUAACGUAACGGAUCUGCAUUCGGAAAAUAAUGUUGGCAUAGGAAACACAACUGCAAUUACUUAUUUACGCACUAAUAUAAACUGCAAACAAAGCGACGACGCUAGUUUUCCCGAUAGGAUGUCAUUUUACAUAUUUCUUUGUGCUCAGCUUCUCAUGGGAAUAGGUUCCUCGGUUUUCUGGACAUGUGGAUCAGUCUAUUUGGAUGAUAACGUUCGCAAAAAUGUGUUUCCAAUUUUAAUCGCAUUUUCGAACGUGAUGACAUUAUUAGGGCCUACGAUUGGCUUUUUACUAGCAUCGUUCAUGUUGAAGAUUUAUAUCAGUCCUAGCUCGACUCCAACGAUUACUCAUGAAGAUCCUAGAUGGAUUGGUGCUUGGUGGUUGGGUUGGUAUCCAAUUGCCAUAUCCGGCUUGGUGUGUGCGCUUGCUUUAUCCUUAUUUCCAAAAACAUUACCCAGAGCUGCAUUGAGAAAACUUGGUAAUCCUUCUCAUCCUAAAAGUAAUCAGGUAUCAUUCUCAGAUUUCACAAAUGUCAUCAAAAGGAUAUGUAAAAAUAAAAUCGUCGUGUACUGUUGUUUGGCUUCGGUGAAUUACUGUAUAGGGAUUUUAGCUUUUUGGACGUUUAUGCCUAAAUAUAUGGAAUCCCAGUUUAGAUUUACUCCAUCGCAAUCUAAUCUUUUAACCGGUUCCGCAAGUCUGGUGACAAACGUUUUAGGUAUUGCGUUUUCCAGUGUGGUGAUUACUAAAUUUAAACCACGAGCGAGAUAUCUAGCAGCUUGGAAUGUAGUUAUUGAUUUUUGCGAUUUCCUGAGUCGCGUUGUAUUAAUAUUUUUGAGUUGCGAAGAACCGAAAUAUCAUGGGCAUUGGAAUACUAAUAACAGCCUCUGGAAUUUGACAGAAGACUGUAAUAAGAACUUCAAUUGUGGAACUGAUAUUCAAUAUGCUCCGGUGUGUGAUACAUCUCGUGGUCUUUUAUUCUAUUCGUCUUGCCAUGCUGGAUGUUCUUCAUUUUCAAUGCUAAAUGGUACAAAGAUAUACAACAAUUGUAGCUGUGUUCCUGAUCUGAAUGCGAUAGUAAAAGAUGGAAUGUGUCCGGUGGAUUGCUCGACGAAUAUUACAUUGUUUUUCGUAAUGAUUUUUAUUUUAGGUUUUACAUCGGCCUCAGGAUGGUCAGCAUAUACGUUGAUACAAUUUAGAGCCGUUGAUGAGAAAGAUAAAUCAAUGGCGAUUGGAUUCACCACCACAGUGUUGAAUUUAUUAGCGUUAAUGCCAGCCCCAAUCCUAUAUGGAAUGAUCAUGGACUGGACUUGCAUAGUCUGGGGAGACCACUGCGGAUCCAGAGGAAAUUGUUGGAUUUACGACAUCAAGAAAUUAAGACUUGGUUUCAAUGUGACUUCGGGCGCAUUCUUGUUCGUGGCAACCAUUUUUGAUUCUGUUGUGGUGUAUUACGUUAAAGGACUGAGAAUUUACGACGAAGAUUUCAUGGAAGAUUCAAAGCGUACUACAACGACUGAUCAGAUUCUGGAGAAAAAAGUCAAUGCAGAUGACAAACAUGAAAACAACGUUGAGUUAUCUCUCAUGUUUAAAAAUAAAGAUGCUCGUGAAAAGCUUGAAUCGUAGAAAAGACAAUAGGUACUAUGACAUCACAAUUUUUCUAUAGAAAAAAAACUUACAAUCGCAAAGAAUUUAGGGAAACGAAAAUACUUACUAUUUACAAUUAAUGAGUCAUAUUAUGUUUUUCGUUCAACGUACGAGGUACUUAAUGGUAAGAUUAUUUCGUGCCCGUUGUAGCGACGUUUCACAGGCAACUCAUUUAGGAAUUAUUUAUUUCGUUAACAUUUUUCAAAGUUGCACGUAAAUUGAUUGAGUUAUUAGAAAAAUAUUACUUAAUGCAAAAUAUCGAUGCAUAAAAAGGUUAAAACCCACCAGUGUUGAUUUUCAGUAUAGAAAAAUAUUUUUAUAGGUAUAUAAAAUUAAUAAUCAAUUUUUAUUAAAAUCAAGUUAGGUAUAGUUAAAUAAAAUUUUAAUUAAGAAAAAUAAAAAAUAAAAAAAUUUAUAUUUUCUAUACAAAUUAUUUUUUUUAAUAAUAAUUUUUUUCGUGCAUGUUUUAAAAUAAAUAUUUCCACCAAACUUCAGAAUAUUCUGAAAUUGCUUACGAUCUUUCCAACAAGAUUUGUUUAAUUUUUUUUUUUUUCAAUUUAAAUUUCGGUUGUUGGAUUGUGGAUGUUAAAGGCUAAGACGCCGGAUGUCGUUAAUUGAUGAUGAUGAUGAUGAUAUUACCUACUGAGAAAUUUCAUUCUCCAUCAUUCUCGUGUGAAGUUUGUUGAAAAAAAAAAAUUGCAGAAAUAUGUACAUAAAUUUCAUAUCGUCAUCUUUCAAUUGCUAAUUAUCUACAACAACGAUCUCGUUCGUAAAUAUUAAAACCAAUUGAUUUUUAAAAACGAAUAAAAUUUUGAAAAAUUAUCACAGUUUAUUCAACAUAAGAUAUAACACUGUUAUCGAGAUAGAUUAAUACAAAUAAUACUCUUUAUACAAUAAAUUUUUAACAACAGCGUGAGUAAAUGAAGUUCCAACGUACAAAUCGUUCAGUAUUUACUGUUCCCUUUCCGCUCACACUACGAACAAAAACGUCCAUUAUACGUCCAUUAUAUACUCAUUAUCAUCAAUUUAGAGUGUUGAAUAUAGGCACUUGAUUAGAACUCAAAAAGAUGGCUUGACACUAAUGGGGUAAUUCAAUUUCACGUUUAAAUGAUAAAUUACUUUUUGAGUAUUCAAAAUGAGAUUCUUAAGUAUUUCAUUUUAAGCAAAAAAAAAAAAAAAAAAAAAAUGUACAUUACACAAUAAAAUAAAAUGAAAAUAAAAACUUGAUAAAAAAUGUUAUCCGUAACGCUUUCAAAUACCAUCGAAAUAUUUUUAAAUGUGAUAUUAUUAAAUGUAAUACUACAACGGUUAUUUUUUGACAUUUUUUUGGUACAUUAUUAUAAACAUAACGUUACGUCGUAAAUUUACGCAUAUUCCGAAAUUAUUAUUGUCUAACAAAUGCGAAUAACCGAAUCAUAUAAUACUGUUCGUAAGAACUGGGCUCUAUCCUCACUAUGUACAUAUGUAUAUCGCGAAA